AAGAUAGAUAUCUCUGUCCUUGAAUCGAACUUCAAAGCAGACCAGAACUCAACUCAAGUCACGAAGUCAAAUCUAGUUUCUUGUGUGUUAGAGAAGCCAUGAAAAGUGCUUCGGUUUUUCUAAUUCAUAGCUUCCAACAUAUCUACAAAUUCAGACCAAACCUACAUCUUCUACUCCGUGUAAACUCCAUUUUCGAAGCUGCUUCUUCUUCUUCCUCCUCCUCUUCUCUAGUCUCCACAGAUCGAAAAAUCUCCACUUCCUGCAAAACCUAUGGCAGGAGUAAGUUCCUGGAGGCGGCAGAGACCACAGAUGGGAGGAUCAGUUUGCUUAAGGAGAUGGAGUCUUCCUCCUUACAAGGCAAUAACGAGGUAGCUCAAUCUGCUCUGAUAAUAGGAAUCCAUCUCUACCGCUUAGGUGAGGAUCCUGAAAAGAUUCUGUAUCACGCUCAUAAGUCUCUUAGAGAAUUCGAUGCAGAUGAGCCUUGUUUGUUUGUUGCCAUGGCAAUGCAAUUGAUUGGAACCGCUAGCUACGCCUUAAACCGGUUAGACGAUAGCCUACGGUACCUUCACAGAGCAAGUCAGAUUCUAGACAAGUUAGUGGCAGAGAGUAAUGAUGAUGAUGAUAGUGACGUUAGAGCGGUGUUAAAGACUGUCAAGAUGGUGCGUGAUAGCGUUGAGAAUAGAAUGGGAGAGCAAGAGGAUGCUGUUGAGGAAUCAUUGAAUAGUUUGGAGACCAAAGAGAAGACUCUGGAGGAAGACAGCAAAGAGUUGGGUGUUGCCAACAGAAGCGUGGCGGAUGCUUUCGCUGCGGGUUUCAACUUCGAAGCAGCGUUGCCAUACGCGUUGGAGGCGUUGGCUAUACAUAGAAAAGAGGUUGUGAACAACUUGGCCGAGGUUGCCAAGGACAGACGGCUUCUCGGUGUUAUCUACGGUGGGUUAGAGGAACACGACAAGGCGAUCGAGCAGAAGGAGUACUUGUUGGAGAAUCGACAAGAUGAGGUUGCUCUGUUGGGAAAAUACGAGGAAGACAUCUCUGAAGGUGUAGCAAAAGAAUCUGACAAGGACGUUGAGAUGAGAUCUGUUGUGCUGGUAUCCAUGUCCAAGGCGUUGUUGGUGAAGCGACGCAAGUUUGCUGAUGCGAACAAGUGUUUGGAGUUUUCUUGUGGUGUUCUUGAGAAGAAAGAGAGAGCAUCGCCUGUGGAAGUUGCUGAGGGUUACUCUGAGAUAGCGUUGCAGUACGAGUCGAUGAGUGAGUUUGAAACAGCGGUUGUGUUGCUGGAGAAAACGUUGUGUAUACUAGAGAAACUCUCUCAAGUGGAAGAACACUCUAAAGGAAGUGUUUCCGCGAGGAUAGGGUGGCUGCUUUUGUUAUCAGGUCGAGUCUCUGAGGCCGUUGCUUAUUUGGAAAGUGCAGCUGAGAGAUUGAAGGAAAGUUUUGGUCCCAAACACUUGAGUGUUGGUUAUGUUUACAACCUUCUCGGGGCUGCUUAUAUGGAGCUCCAAAGACCUCAUCAAUCCGCUGCUCAGAUGUUUGCAGCUGCUAAGGAUAUCAUCAUCAAUGGUGGCCAGCAGAGUCCUUCUCAGCUUUUUAUACCAAAAUUUGCAGUGGAGUUCCAACAACUGGUGAUUGGUAACUGGGACAACCAUGGAGACAGCACAAAAGAUGAGCUUAAAGAAGUGAAAAGGUUUCUCGAGGAGUUACGUUUGAAAGCUUCGAGACAAAGAGAUAGUGACUCAAUGAUCACAGAGUUUUAGAUGAUCACUGGGACUGCAGAUCAUAGAGUAAAGCUUUAACCCAAAUAAGAUACAUGUUGGUGUGUUCUUGGAAAGAGUUUAUAAAAUAUGAGUUGGUUACGACAGUCUACAUCUACAUGAAUAUAUAUGUAUUGAUGUAUUAUUAUUGGUUUCACUCGAGCAAAACAAUGAUCA
This is a messenger RNA of Raphanus sativus (radish), 1928 nucleotides long. RefSeq names its product protein KINESIN LIGHT CHAIN-RELATED 3. The coding region runs from base 99 to 1754 and encodes 551 amino acids. NCBI's taxonomy places the organism in Eukaryota, Viridiplantae, Streptophyta, Magnoliopsida, Brassicales, Brassicaceae. Gene Ontology annotation, molecular function: protein binding. The transcript has 2 exons. The record is from RefSeq and is a predicted model, not a curated record.